Molecule: messenger RNA, 2583 nt
Organism: Pectinophora gossypiella (pink bollworm)
Lineage: Eukaryota; Metazoa; Arthropoda; Insecta; Lepidoptera; Gelechiidae
Product: zinc finger protein 501-like
Exons: 1
Coding region: 167-1711 (514 amino acids)
Cellular component (GO): nucleus
Molecular function (GO): zinc ion binding
Source: RefSeq, a predicted model, not a curated record
UUGACAUCCAUCGCACGAUUGACAGUUAAUUGAUUUUAUUGUUUCUCGGAUUUUCGAAUAGGUACCUACCUAAAUCUUGGAAUCAAAUUUUGAGUGUUUUGUAAAUUUGUAAUUAAAAUCUUGCGCCUCACCUAAUGACCCAGUUAUCCAACUGCGUUAUUUGACAAUGAGUGAUGAGAAGAAAGGUGUUUGUCGAGUGUGUCUAUCUACUUCAAAUGGAAAAGAUUAUGUUUCUUUGUACGAAAAGCAUAAAGAUUACUUCAUAUUCGAUCACAUAAACUCUUUAGCUAAUGUUCAGAUAAAGGAAAAUGACGGAUUUCCCAAUAAGAUAUGUCGUUUGUGUCUCACAGAACUAGAAACAGCUAUCGAUUUUAGGCAAAAAUGUGAGGGUUCUAACUUGAUUCUUCAGAACGGGUUACUAACCCAGACUCCGAAUAGUAUAGAAAUAUUUAUCAAAAAGGAAGAGCCUCAGGAUGGUGAACCACCAGCAGAAGAACCUCAAGAAUGUGACCCAGCAGCUUAUUUAGAAGAAGAUCACUUCUUUGAUAAUUCAGAAUAUAAUGCCGAAGAUAAAGACUUCAGUUCCUCAACAGAGUUCACAAAAAACAUUUUAAAUAAAGUUGAAUUGGGAUUACGCAAAAGCCGAUCUAUAGAUUUGCAACUCCAGUGUCACGAUUGCGGUAGUUUCUUCAAAAGUAAAUGUAAAUUAAGAGUUCACUGGAAACAAGUCCACGCUACUGCAAAUUUGGUUUGUGGUGACUGCAAGAGAAGGUUCAAGUCACUGAAGGCAUUCUUAAGGCAUCAGAAGGAAAGAACGAAGAAUUGUCUUGUUGCUAAGAAUUUCCGUAUUGAAGGUGAGGGAAGAGCCAGAAUGUUUUACUGCAAAGAAUGUGAAUACAAGUCAAUUAGAAUUAAGGAUAUUGCCACACACUGGGUGAUUCAUACAGGAGACAGACCGUUCAAAUGUGACUUGUGUCCAAAGACAUGUACACAACUGAGUUCUUUGACAGCACAUAAAGAGACUGCACAUGCGGAAUACAAACUUGAAAUAGCCUGCCAUUACUGUGGUAAGUUGAUUAGAGGCCGUAAUCUUAUAUACCGGCACCUAAGAACCCACACUGACAAAGGAAUAGAAUGUCAAGUUUGCCACAAAAUCUUGAAGAACCGAUCUUGUUUAGCGAACCAUAUGCAAAGGCACAGCGGGCAUAAAUCAUACACUUGUGAGAAAUGUGCACAUUCCUUCUACACUAUGUCUGAACUCUCUAAUCAUAAGAGAAUGGUCCAUCACAAAGCUACUAAUUGGUAUAAAUGUGAACAAUGCGAAUAUAAAUCUCUGAGAAAAUGCAAUAUAAAAAGACACACAGCUAAGCACACUGACACAAAUGUAGCGUGCACUGUCUGUGGAACGUUUGUUGCAAAUACACAGACACUGAUUUUGCACCAACGUAGACAUUUUGAGGAGAAGAAAAAUGAAUGCCCGUUUUGUGACAAGAAAUUCUACAAGAGAGAUACAAUAAGGAAACAUGUCAGGACAAAACAUUCGGACAUAUUGAAUGCAAAUCUACGCACUGUAGGUUUUACAGUCAAAGAAGAGAAUUUGGAUAAUAAGUUGAACAAGAUAGAAAAAGCAAUAGAUAUGUUUGUAACUACAGAAAAUAGAUGCAAGUCUGUUUCUCCUAUACACAUUAAUGAUGAAGACAAUUUGAAUUAAGUUCUAGAGACUAUUCAUCAUACUAUUAUUAUAUUUAUUUUUAAGAGAUUUUUUUGUAUUUCUAUAGAGCUAUAGACAUCAUAGAUAGACUGAAUAGAUGUAAGUAGUUUGUUUUAUGCCUAUUUUAAAUUAUAUUAUCAAUAUAGGCAUCUGGUUACUAGUUUCAAGUAUGUUAUAUACAGACUUAUAUACCUGACGGAGGGCAACAGUAACUGUCAGUACUAUUCAGAGGCAGAGGACAGGAGUUCGGCUUUCAAAUAGACUACUUUGGGCGCCGUCCCACUCGCGUGGAACAGAGUACUGCACAGCAGAAGGCAAUAGGGAAACCACUGGCAUAUUUUUCCCUAUAUAAGUAGCAUGGAGAAUGCUACACCGACAAGAGUGUGACUCUUAAAUUAAUGAUGAUGAUAUAUACAGACUGGUGUGUAGAGAAUGAAACAGAGUAAGAUGGUAAGGGAGAGUAUUACCGAUCACUUGGACUGUUUAUUAAAUGUUUGUUCAGUAAAAUUGGAUGAGACAGAAGUGACUUUGAUAUGUUUGCUUACAUAAGAUCAUGGCAACUUCCCUUGGUAUUUUUUUAUCUUUUUCGUGAGUGUUGAAAGUGGAUCUUUCGUAUUAUAAUAUUAUUGUAUACUAGGUACUCCUUGUUUCCAGGCAAACAGCACAAUAUUUUUCUUCUAUCCCAGUUUGAUGCAUGACUGUGUGUACAUUCUUUGUCAACCUUUGAUGAGUAACUGUAAAUAUAGCAAAAUUCUAUUGAUAGAGGACUAUAGAAUUAAAAUUUAAGUUUGUGCGGUUAUAUUAUUUGAAGUGUUGUAUAGUGGAGUGACUGAAUGUUUGAAGAAGUUCUGCAAUAAAAGUGUAUUACUUUA